This is a messenger RNA of Catharus ustulatus (Swainson's thrush), 10320 nucleotides long. It is a transcript of the gene COL23A1, whose product is annotated as collagen type XXIII alpha 1 chain. NCBI's taxonomy places the organism in Eukaryota, Metazoa, Chordata, Aves, Passeriformes, Turdidae. The record is from RefSeq and is a predicted model, not a curated record.
AUGGAGCACUUCAUGGAGAUAACACGGCUCUCGCGGAGCCCCGUCCGCGCAGCACGGCCGGACCCCAAGGGGCGCGGGGUCCGCGGCGGGCGGGGAUGGGGAUGGGGCCGGGGGGAGCGGUCCCCGCGGGGGGCCGGGCAGCGGGGGUGGGAUCUGCUCCGCGAUCCCCCAUGGGGGGCGGCGGGCCGCGCUCGGAGCAUCCCCCCUUCCCCAGCUGGGGGGAGGCGGCGGGGGAGCCGCCACCCCCCGCUUCCUCCGUUUAAGACCCGGGCUGGCGGGGCGAGCGCAGGAGAGCGGCCGCUCCGCAGCUCCGGCCCCACGCCCGCGGCGCGCGGGGCGGCGCUGGAUGCGCCGGCGGCGGGAGGCGGGCGGCAGCCGAGCGGGACCCCGCGCAGCGGCGCGGAGCGCGGCGCGAUGAGCGCGGGCAGCGGCAGCGGCGCCGCCGGCGCGGCGGGCACCGCCACCUCCGCGCUGUGCCUGCUGCUCUCGCUCACCGCCGUGGCCGUGUGCCUGCUGCUGGGCGCCAAGACGGCGGAGCUGCAGGGCCGGCUGGCCGCGCUGGAGGAGCGGGGCGCCGCCGGGCACGGGCCGCUGCUGGACGCGCUGCAGCCCCGCGUGGAGCAGCUGUUCCGCGAGAAACUGGGCGAAGGGCUGGUGAAGCUGCGGACGGCGCGAGAGGCCCCGGCAGACUGUGUGUGCCCCCCAGGGCCCCCGGGGAGGCGAGGGAAGCCCGGCCGGCGCGGAGAACCCGGACCUGCAGGGCAGUCAGGACGCGAUGGUUACCCGGGGCCUCUUGGCUUGGAUGGCAAACCAGGACCUCCAGGACCAAAAGGGGAAAAGGGGGAAGCAGGCGACAUUGGCCCAAGGAUGGUUUUUCCCCACCUCAGUCAUGGAUUUCUGGCUAAUGAUCAGCUUGUCUUUAGCCGGCGCGUGCUCAAGGGUGAUCAAGGUCGAGAUGGAGCCACGGGCCCCCCUGGUCCGCCAGGACCCCCAGGUGCCCGGGGGCCUCCUGGUGACACGGGAAAGGAUGGCCCAAGAGGACCUCCAGGCCUCCCUGGUUUCAAAGGCGAGCCAGGAGAGGAUGGAGUCAUGGGUGCCAGAGGACCUCCAGGACCAAAGGGUGAACCUGGUGUCCAAGGGAAAAAGGGUGAUGAUGGCAUCCCUGGGGAGCCAGGACCUGUGGGCCCUAAGGGAGAAAAAGGAAGCGUGGGUCCAAAGGGAGAGAACGGCACAGAUGGCUUCCCAGGACUAAAGGGUGAACCUGGUGAGAAGGGAGGAAUUGGCUCCAUUGGACCCCGGGGUCCCCCUGGGCUGAAAGGGGAGCAGGGAGACACCGUGGUGAUCGACUACGAUGGCCGAAUCCUGGAUGCGCUCAAGGGUCCACCAGGUCCCCCAGGGCCACCGGGCCCCCAAGGCACUCCAGGUUCCAAGGGAGAGCUGGGCUUGCCAGGUCCACCUGGAAUGGAUGGGGAAAAGGGUCCCAAAGGAGCAAAGGGUGACCAGGGCAGCAUGGGGAUCAUGGGGCAGAAAGGAGAGACAGGAGAAAUGGGCUCAGCAGGGCCCCCGGGAGCAGAAGGGCCAAAAGGAGACAAAGGAGAAAAAGGAGACACUGGGUCACCAUGUCUACAGAAUAAUCAUAUCAUACCUGAGCCUGGACCCCCUGGAUUACCUGGCCCUAUGGGUCCUCCAGGAAUCCAAGGGCCUAAAGGUGUGGAUGGUGCAAAGGGAGAAAAAGGUGACAGUGGUGAGAAGGGGGACCAAGGUGACACCGGACCUGCUGGUCUCCCAGGAGCUCCAGGGCUUAUUGGUUUACCUGGUACCAAAGGAGAAAAGGGAAAGCCAGGGGAGCCAGGAUUGGAUGGUUUCCCUGGUCUCAGAGGAGAGAAAGGAGAGAGAAGUGAAAGAGGGGAGAAGGGUGAACGAGGAGUACCAGGGAGAAAAGGGGCCAAAGGACAGAAGGGGGAACCGGGCCCUCCCGGACUGGAUCAGCCUUGUCCUGUGGGAGAUCAUAGCAUUGCAGGCAGCAAAAGGGACCCAGGUUUGCCAGGCCUGGAUGGGGGACCAGACGGACUGCCAGUAGCAGGAUGUUGGCAUAAGUGAUCUCUAAGCAUGAAGCACAAUAUGUAAAUAAUGUGAUAUAUUUUGAUCUUUUUAAUUUUUGUAUAAAAAAAGGAAAAAAAAACCUUUUGACAGUAAUAUAUUGACCUUUUUUUAUACUGGAUUCUGAUAUUGAUGGACUUGGAAAAUAAUGUAAAGCUCCCAAACCCAUACCACUGCAUGGUAACACCAGGAUUUGCUAAAGGUACCGGUGACAGCUGGGGAUGAACAGUGUUCCCUGCUCGUGCUGCAGUGUGAACUAACAGUACUGAGCCAGCCUCGUGUGCCUUACUGCAUGAAGGAGGGCAAAAUCCCUGUCCUGAUUUGGCUCUUAACUUCAUAUUUGCAUUGCAUAUGCACAUUAAAAGGGUGAAAAAAACUGGCUGAAAACAAAGAAAAGAAGGAUGCAGCCCUAAAAAUGAAAGAAGCUGCUGUCCACUGUCUGGUCAAACAGAAGGAUUUGCAACCUGCACAGGAAACAAAGCCAAGCUCCAUCUAUCUACCUGCUGUGGGUGUGAUGGAAACAGCAACUCUGGGGCUAAACAGAAAAACCUUGACUGCCUGUGCUUAUUUCCUCUACAAUCAAGAGAAACUUUUCUCCUCAAGAGGAAGCACCUCUGGGUCCUGUUCUGGGGUCUGUGCCUGAAGAUGUGUGAGCACUUUGUUAUUGUGGAACACAAAUUCCCCAGGAAGCCUCUGCUGCAGAAUUUCAAAAUAGAAAAACCUGGCAAUACUUUCAGUACAGGGAGUUGCAGGACAGGGAGGGCUCUGCUUAAGCCCUUUCUUAAACAACAGAGCACAUAAUGUUGCUCUUGGGGUUCCCAGAAGUUGGGAGUUUGGAGUAUUUAAUUGUCUUGGUUUGUGGGGUUCAUUUGCUUUUUAUUUCUUCUUGGUUUACAUGGUUUUAACUGUAAACUAACUCUGCGUUCUCCUCUUGUCUUAUUUCUCUUUACCUUUUCAGUCUCUUUUGUUAAAUUAUCUCUUCUCAUGCACAUCUCAUACAGAGCAGGGUAAUGAAUAACAUUUUAUUAUUUUGAUAUCUGCAUAUACCACUGUGGGAUCAAUUAAAACUGCAAACUAUUCCAUGGUUCAACAUUUCUUAAGAUGUUGAAAAAACAGCAAUUGUGCAGCAGAGAGCCAUAAAAAAAUAUUUCAAAGAGGAAGAAGAUGGCUUAUGGCCGAGUCUGUUCAGCUUACAAUGAAGAUCAAGAAGCAACCAGAUUCCUUUGCAGGGAGGAGAUACUUUGUAUUAACAAGGUUUUAAACUGAACAGAGAAAGAUACAAAUACCCAUCCAAUGGGUAGAAGUUGAAGCCACACAAACUCAAAAGCAAGCUGUUGAUUUUUAUUUGUGAAACUGGUUAAUCCUAACCAGAUCAGUGAUAUAACUGCCAUCACCUUUGUGCCCCUUUGAUUUAACAGAUCAUGUCUGGAGGGAAUACUUUGCUCAAACCAAGUUGCUGGGUUCUGCAUAGGAGUUUUAAGUGAAAUUAGGAGCCUGACCAUAACAUCAAUCAUAUUUAUCAAUUAUCAAGUAAUAUUUUGGCUCUUUGUGGCCUUGAUCUUAGAGAGUACAGAAGGGAGGCAGUUUUGGUGCACUAAGUAGAUCCAAAACUUCUGUUAAGAUUCUUGCUUCAUCGCCACUCUUACUGCAGCUGCUGUCAGAGAGGGCCUGAGAGAGGGGUGUGACUGUCCAGGUGCAACCUGUCCUGUACAAGCUGCCCUAGUGCAGGAGGCCUUGCUCCAGUAUUGUGAAGAACAGUGGGAAUGUGCUUUGUGCUCCACACAGGCAGGGUGAUGUCUGGUGUCUGUGAGUUCUCAUCUGUGACCAGGCUCUGGGUGUCCUUGGAGUGAGGGGGAGCCUGUGCUUGGCACUGGUCAAUGCUGGAAUGGCCACCAAGCUCGGGAGAGGUGACAGCCUCAGGGCUGUAGGCAGUGGAUUUGUUACCUGUUGUUGGCUGCUCAGGGGAUGCACCUACACAUCACUGGCUUUGUGGCUGUAAAGGGCAUCUCUACCAGUUACCGUUUCCUUGAUCACCAUACAGAUUAAGUCCAUGUUAAAUUCAGAUCAACUAACAAAUCAAGAAACAACAAUUAUGUAACUCAAAACAGCAAUGAAAAUGCAUUUUAUUUACUUCCAUUUCAUGUUCUCAGCUAUCACUUUUGGUGUAGGGGUUUUUAAAGGCAUAAGGAGCAGCUAAUGAACUUCCACUGGCCUUUAGUGCUUUUGAAAAACCCCUUUAAUAUCCCAAAUUAAAGCUAAAAAAUCUUCUGUGAAAGGUUGAAGGCAAAUCUCUCAUUGAUGUCACCAGGAAGAUCUGUAAUUGUUCCCUUAAUGUACAGUUGCUCUUCCCAUCUCCCCCAGUCAUCUCCAAACUAAAAGCAGUUCACUAUUCCAAACCAUGCUGGGGGGUUCUACACUGAAAUUCCUGCACAUGUUGUGUUCAUGGAACUUCUUUCAAUAUCAAUGAGAGUUCAGUCCCCAGAAUGACUGCAGAAAGCACAAGAAUCUGGAAGUGUCCACAAACAAUCUACAAUGCAGAUAGAAAAGUCUUGUUUUACAUACGCUGGCAAAAACUAAACAGCUUUCUAUCUAGCUCCUACUUAAAGAAGUUUGAUAUCACUGAAGCUACAAGACAAGCUAACCUCCAAAGCUUAUGAAAUUAUAUUAAAAUUUAUAUUUUCUCUGAGGAAAUACCCCGAAGUCCUAUUAUCUUCAGGUAAACAAGUCAGUAUUCCGUCUUCAACUUGUGGAAUAUCCAGUGCUUGUAGGCAUCAACUGUGACCACUGCCAGGCCUGCAAAACAUUGAUACAGAAUACCAGAAUAGUGCUUUACUGUUCUGCAAGGCCGCCCUCCCCCUCCCAGCACAGAGCCUCUGCUGCCACAGCACCCAAGACAUUUGUUUGUAAUGGAGGAAGGCUGGAAUUACCACUCUAGCACAGGAGUGCAGCUUUAUCCACACCCACCAGUGCUACAGCUCAGCUACAAAGCCUUUCUGUGAUCCUCUUUGGAAAUUCCCAGGCAAAGGCCUUGGUUCUGCUUGUACAAAGAUCAUCCAUGCACAUGCAGCCAGUCAGGAAUAUUGAGGACACUGGCCUCAGUGCUCACGUGCAGCAGCUUCUCUGGGCUCCUGCUGCACAGUUACCACUUUGGCCAUGAGGAACUAACCAGCAGGUCUCCAAGGCCUGGGGAUGGUACAUCCACUCUACCAACCCCUCAUCAUCAAAGGAACAGAGACAUGUGGUGAGCAGAGCUCCAGGGAGCAGAACAGGGAAUGGAUCCCCCAGCAGGGCUGGCACUGGCACCUGAAGUCCUGCCUGGUCCUCAGCUGAGACUGGUGCAUCUGGCCUUUAGAUUCUCAACAGUGUACCAGGUUCCCUGCCCAUGGCAGAGUUGGACCUAGAUGACUUUUAAAGACUGUUCCAAGCCCAGCCAUUCUGUGAUUAUCAAUCAUAUUAUUCAGAUCAACAGACUUUAUUAGAGAAACUGCUGGGUUUUGUACUGAUUACACGGAGUCUAAAGAGGAAAUCUGUUUAGACUUCUAUAUGCCUUACAGACAAACAUAUUUAGAAGAGUGGUUGUUAAAUACUGAGCAAUCAUGACCAUACUGCAGUGAGUUAAAAAGAUAUGCUUUGCUCUGCAAAUUCAUGCCAGACCAAUUAAUUAUUUUCUCCUUCCAUAUGAAAAUGUUUAUGUUGGUCUUUCUGAGUACUUUGACUUUGCAAAUAGCUCACAAAGACAAAUUUUACUUCUAGAUAGUACUGGCAGUCUUGCUCAAAACUCAGUCAUGAUCUCAGCCUUUCACAAAGCUUAGGGUGUUUUUCCCCCAGGAAAUCUCUCUUCUUUUGUCUUCUCUGGUUUCAAAGAAUCUGAGACUGUUUUACAGCAAUUCCAAAAAGCAGCUAAAUGUUACUAUAUGUCAGCAGCAAUGAAGAUGAUUGACACAGAGGCUGCUAAUGCUUAUGAAAUGUGGGUCAGUCUGCAACUGAGCCACUGAUUUUUCUAGAUCACUAUAAUAUUUGGUGUAAUUCAUGGAUUCAUCAAUAGACAUUCUGAGUAACACAUUGAAGUUACUGAUAUUGGGGGAACCUGAAACUCAGACAAACACAUUUUUGUUUUUUAGUUCACAGAACAGAAUUCCGUCCUCUAAUUUAACUCCUGUGAAAGCACAGUGCUUUCCAUGAGGUUAAACCAACCAUGUCUGCUGUGCCCAGGAACAGAGGACACACAGCUUUCUUUAGGGCUUGUUCCAUUUCAAACUCUAGCUAAUGACCAUCUUUCUAGUGACCACAAACACCCUCUCUUAACACUGUAGCCCAAUGGGUUUUGGAAGUUCCCAAAGUGGCACAAGAACACACUUGAUACCCCAGAAGGUUUUUCAGCCACAAAGCUCUGCAGGCAGGGCUGCCUUGCCAUGAGAUACAGCAAGUGCAUUCCACGACUGAGGCUGCAGCUGCUGCUGGCUGUGGUUGUGUCAGUGCUGGUGCCCCAGGAGUGGUGAUGCUGCACCCAACUGUGAUUAUGGGGAGCACUCCCCAAAGCUUCUGGGGAGAGUGGAUUUAGGGAGGAAGGAAUAAGGCAAAAAAACACCACGUGUGUAACUCCACACCUUGACAGCUGGAGAGGAACCUUGCCAGAGCAUGAACCUGAUAAUUUGGCCUGUUGUGAUGGGGACAAAUGAGAUUAAUUAAGGAUUUUGCAGCUCAGUCAUGGCUUGGCUAGUGAGUUCAGGAAUAUUUCUUUGGAUUACAAAACAGGUAGCAGAGAAAUCCUGAUCUGACACCAAACUGAAACUGUUCCCAAGUGUCAACUCAUCAAUAUCUGAGUUUAAAAACAUCAUAAUCAAGAUACUGCUGCAUGCUUUGUUUUAUUCCCAUGGGGAGUCACCUCUCCUGUAUGCACUGUUUCUGACACUUCCUGUAUAUAUAAUGGUGAUGAAUUUAUUUCUGUAUGGAUUUUUCUCCUGUGUAUUUAAAACUAAGAAUGUUUAUUUUAAUGGUAAGUGACUUUCUGAUGUGUUUUCUUUUUAGGAAACCAAUAGAUAAAAUAUUUAGAUGAGCUUUUGUCUUCUGUAAUUUCAUAAAUUUAGCAUUUGAAAUCCUUAAGCAAGCCAGCAAAACAUGUGGGAGGUUUCAGCAGUUUAAGACAACCCAUGUAAUGAUGCAAAGUAAUCCAUGGAAAAGGAUACCAUGGUUUUAAGAUUGUUAUAGCAACCACUACCCUGGGUAAAGUUUGGGUUUUGCACUCAGCCAAAUAUAGCAGGUCUUGGCCAAGAAUGCAAGAACUCAAAUGUUGUAAUGCACAGUUGAUUAAAAUAAUAAGAAACAUUAAUUAAACUAUGAAGAUGCCAGAAAGUUUCCAGCUUUAUCAUGAUGGCAAACUCCCCUGGCCUGUCAAUGGAAUAUGUGCAUUAUGAAGGUGUGCCCUGGUGAGUCAAUGCUGGUUCAAUGCUGCCCUCUAUAGGAAACUUUUUUUUUUUAAUAUAAGCAAAUUUAAUGCAAAUUUUAUGCUGUGACAGCACACAUGACUUUUGUGUAACCAACGUUUGAAUAGAUAUUUGUAAAACCAGGAGCGCAUGGAUAGAAACUUUAAUUUUUUUCAAAUCUGGUAUUUCUUUCUUGGGAAAUACCAUUGUAUUCUCAUGUUUUUUCAGUCCCACUGUUGCCCAGAUAAUUUACAUUGUUACUCAAAUAAAAUCUACCUAUAGUAGGUGUCCUGACACAUUUCUAUUUUUAAAAUUUUGAGCAUGGAAGCUCUGAAUUAUUUCCUUUGUAUGCAACAUAUUUCUCUCUGAGAUAGGCAAAAUAUUAGUAACUACAAAUGAUUAAGAUAUAAAAAUUUAAAUGUCCCCAAACCACUCGUCCUGGACAAAUAGUGCAUGUGGCUGAAUUCAGAGCAGUGAGUUUGGUUCCAAUGUGGUCUAGCAGAGGAAGGAGUGCCCUCAGCAGUGUCCGAGGGUGGACAGAACCUCAGUAUUGCUUUGUUUAAUUUCAAACUCCGGGUUUUUACCUGUUCAGGACAGGCUGACAUGCUGAGCAGCACAGCCAGCCUGCAGAGGUUUAACCAGAAGAUUUUCAAGUGAGAAGUUACAUAUAUGGAUAAUUUCAAAAGGCCUGUGACACUAACUUGCCAAGGCAGUCACUGUGGCACACACUGAACCUGGCAAUUUUACAGGACAGUGUUUAUGUAAGAAUAUUUCUUGACUCUUUUGCAACAGUGUUUAAUUUUUAAUUUUUUUUUUUAAAAAAAGGAGGGAUCAGAGAGAAACAUCUAGUCACUCUAAUUAGUCCAGUCUCAGUGUCAUUUACUAGAGUCACCUGCCUUUAAACUGUGUCCCUGGCACUGGACUGGACCUGCCCAUAAUUAGUUCAGUUAGAAAUACUCCAGAGCUCCACUUGGGGGAAUCUAUUGCAGACUGAAGCAAACCAGUGAGUAAAACCUCCAUUUCCUAAACUUUAUUUUCCCUGGUGAUCAUUUAUAUUUGUAAGCUAAAAAUUACUUUUAGUACUUUCACAUCCCCAGGUGAACUACUGCAGCUUUGCCAUGUGCUUGUGUCCCAUUACAUGACACAACACAAGGGAUGUGUGACUGUUGUGUAACCUGCAGCUAAAGUAAAGGCUGAAAAUCUGUCAUUUAGAGAUGAAUGGAGGAAGGACUUAAUAGAUUAUAUUAUUGUAUACUACUAUAGAGAGCCUGGGGGAAACCACAGGAAGGCUGGGGAAAAUGAGUUUUCCAUGCAUAAGAAGUUGAAUUAUUGACAAGAGAGUUACAUUAGUAACAUUUGUGGGUUUCCUGUGUCUUAGGACAAACAAUUAAUUCCUGUUUUGUUAAGUUCUGCUAGAAGUUGCGUUAAGAGUGGUUUCAUGAAACAGUCAGCUCACUUCUGUGUCAACUCACUUGUGUGGUUUCUUACAUAACUUAGAAAUUAAUGAACAGAUACUUAAGACAGAGGUGAUCCAAGUUUCUGUAAAUGACACUGAUCCCAUCUGCUGCUUUUUAUCAUACUGUUAAAAACUGUAUUUGAAAAGUUCAUUUUACAGGAAUUUAUCAAGUGUAGGUGAGUGCUUACUAAACUUGUAUUUCUGCAAUUACAUUAAAAAAUUAGCAUCUGGUUUUGCAAAGCAAAGGCACCCAUGAUAUCCACUGUAUUUGUGAAUUUAGCAGGAAAGGUCAUAAGCUGCUAUCAGUGCAAAUGAGAGCUGGAGUCUGUUGUGUUUGCUGGUUUGUUUCAUAGAGUGCAGUUUUAUAAACAAUUUCAUAAUAGCUUUUUGUGUUUUAAUUUGGAGGGUUUUUUUCUGCUAUCUUAAAAACAAUAAAAAAUACUGAAUAUUAAGAAAGUUCAGCACAAAUACCAGUCAAAACUGAAAGCCCCCUGCUUUGUUGCAUUCAUAACUUUGAACAUAGAAACGAUACAAAACUGGUGUGUACAUCAGCAUUUGGGAAACUGCACCUGCUGGUAUCUCAAAUCUAUAUACAGUUUAGAAAAAUGCAUACAACAUGUGCCUUAUCUGCCCGUAUUUGUUUUGAAAUUACGCCAAUAGAGCUUAAUACUCUACAACAUUAUGCAAGUGUCCCUUAUUUAUGAGCAGUUGCAUCACUCCAGGGAGGCUGUUCAGAGGAGAAAGGGCUGUUUGUGUGUUUGCAGCUUGCCAAAAAUGAGUUUUGAAUGUAUUUACAUGGCAUUUUAUACAAAGCUGGCUAAAUCUCUGUAUAUCACCUUUGAAAAGAAAUAUAUAGAUAUUAAAAUUACAGAAAAUGUACUUAACAUCUCCAUUUGCAGACUUUUUGUUAUUUUUGAUCAUUUAUGUGCCACAAAAAGUAUUCUAUUUACUCUUUUUUGGGGUACAACUACUUUAAAAAUGAAGGCACUAAUAACAGUAUUUCUUAUCCAUUGUUUUAACAUGUUAAAAUGGUAUUAAUUAGUACUGCAUCAUGUAUUUCUAGUUUAAGUUGUAAUGGAAAAUACAUUACCUUGAGACCUAAAAACCUUUUUUUCUUGUGCUUUUUUUAAUAAAAGCAAAGACUAGAUUUUAAAAAUGGUCUCUCUGUACAGAUUACUUUUACAAUUGUGUGAAUAUGUAUAAUGAACUCUGCAUUUGUAACCAAGAGUAAACUUUCCAAAUUGUAAAUGUCCAGGUUGUUAUUAUAAAUAGCAUUAUAAAUAGCUAGUAAAUAUCUUAACCAGACAAGAGUUCAAAUAAAGAUUAACAGCUGUUAUUAAC